AGUUUUGAUUCUUCAUUAAGUAAUGAAGAAAGGGAGAAAAGAAUACAUCAGGCAGUUGGCAGAGCUCAUUUUGUACAAGAUCUGCUUCUCUGUAACCUUUUGGACGAUUAGUGAAGCAAUUUGUUACAAAAAUAAAGGUAACUGAGUUUUCUAGUUUCCGAAUGAGGGUAUAUUUGAGAGCGGUCAAUUGUAUGAUUCCAUGUGAUGGCUACUAGAAUCCACAUGCAACGAGAUUAAAUUUUCAAUGUGUGUACAUCAUAUAUCCCUUCACGAAACAUACAAACGAAAAAAAAAAGAGAAAUCUUGGCUACAUUUUGAAGAAACGAAAGUCUUCAUGGCAAUAGUUUUUGCCAUUUGCAAUUUGGUUUUAUUUCUGCCUUGGGUGGUUUGUGGGCAAUAGGCAACAGCACAGAGGAAGGCUGGUAGUAUGUUGUAUGUAGUUGUAAAGUUGAAAGGUAAAAACAGUCUUCCAAGAACAAAUUGAGGAUAUGCCUACAUACUUUUUCCCUCUUUGUUUUAAAGAAGGAAAAAGUGGAACACCUUUGAUUGUAUGACUAUUACUACUUAAUUGACUUGUUCUUUAUUGUAACUAAGUUGACAAAGAUUUCUUUUAACAUACAACCUUCAAGCAUGUUAUCAUUUACCUCUUCCAGCCCCUCUUGUAUGACGCCGUCUUACCGUGACAUGAGUUUAUACAAAAGGUCCAUUAUGCUAAAAAAAUUUUAUUAUACUAUUUAACUCAAAUAUGAGGCACAUGUCGCGGUAAGAUGGUCUCAUAUAAGAAUUUGUAAAAGUAAAUAACAGUUAAAUCUUUCUUAACAAUAAGAUCACAAACUUCUAUAUAAGUUAUAUUUUGUGUGUUUCCCUAACCAAGGGAGUAGUUAUGUUUCAUAUGUUCUCCCACUCCCAACCAAGGGAGUAAUAUGUCUCCUCCAUUCUCUGAAAAUUUGAAAUACUUAAGCUAAAAAAAAAAUUAAUUAAAUAAACUAAGAAUUAAAAAAUUUUCAAAAAUAAGCGUGAAAAUAUCAAACAUAUGGGUUGGUGCUGUUCGCAGUUACUAACUGCGAACAACAAAUAAGACAAAUUAUCUGUUCGCAGUUACUA
Molecule: messenger RNA, 1104 nt
Organism: Amaranthus tricolor (Joseph's coat)
Lineage: Eukaryota; Viridiplantae; Streptophyta; Magnoliopsida; Caryophyllales; Amaranthaceae
Product: protein DEHYDRATION-INDUCED 19 homolog 4-like
Source: RefSeq, a predicted model, not a curated record